UAUCGAACUUCACAUCUACAUCAAUUCACGUCAAUUCACAUCGCCUACUUUUCAUAUUUUAUACACACUUAUAGUAUAUUGUUAUUUCGUGAAGCUAUUGCUUCUCGAGAGACUCUUCAUUCCAUAAACGAUAUCAUCCCCAUAUCUUCUAAUAAAAUGGGAGAGCUUCCCCACAUUUCCGUCCGGAGGUAAAAGCUGAUUUAUGUCUAAACUUCCUCUCUAUAAACAUCGUGAUGGCGGUCAAUUUAUCAAGCUAUCCGCCUCUUGGGCAGGUUACUCAGCUCAAAGACGAAGAUUUCCAAUUCACAGUCCUUUUAGAAGUAGACAAUGACCUUGCAGACGACCCUUGGGAAGUUGCCGUUUGGCAUUCCUCAACUGAUGGGGAUUGGACAGAGACGUCAUUGUCGCCUACCCCUACAGGCCAUUCCCCUGUAUCGCUUCAGCCUAUCAAACUUCCAAGUACUCAAUUAUGUUUUAGUGCACCAUUCUCCAUCACGUCUUUGAUGAAGUUCACUCUAAAAUUCCGUAAUGGUCACAAUCGACCUUGGAUUUGGCCUUCUGAAAGGCUAGACGCGAUAUCUGAUGGGGUUGUAUUAAUCAAUCCAGCAAAUGCGAUUUCCGCGAAGAGUACCGAUCUCUCGAACAUAAUCAAUGGAUUGAACCCGGAGUUGCGGGUCAAUACUGCAGCGAGCCAAACUCUCAAUACCCAACUUUGGACUCUUCAAGCAAGUGUUAGCUCGUCUAAUGACUCCUCUGCUUAUGCUGAUGUGAAUAUUGGAAUUCCGUGGGGCGGUGCUUUACGAUACUUUGCUCUAGUUCGCCAGAGUGCUUCAUGGUUGACCCCUAGACAUGGCAGUGAUCCGUUCAGCAUAGAAAAGGAUGCCGUUAUGUGUUCGUUUUUGAGCAACUCGGGAAGGCACUUAGUCUUAUUAGGAGUCAGUGGUCCAGAUAAUGUGAUCACCCUCCUGCGUAGCUCAGACGCGGGUUCUGUGAAAAUGCAUAUACGCAACGACGAAGAAUCCGAAUCAUCGGGUCUGGUUUUAGCUGCAGUCGGCGAUGAUUUUGAGAGCACCAUGGCAGCUGUCAUGUAUCACGCUCGGACGGUUAUCUUCGCUGCUGGUAACUCCCAGAACGAAUUGACCAAAGAAUUGGAGGGUUUGAAUCUCGAUAUUGAGCCCCAAUGGUAUGAGAACUGGUACGAUGGAUUGGGAUAUUGUACUUGGAAUGCGCUCGGCCAAGACUUGACUGAAGAGAAGAUAAUCAAUGCCGUCCAAGCGUUAGCAAAGGACCAAAUCAAUAUCAGUAGUCUUAUCAUAGACGAUAAUUGGCAAGACAUUGAUUACCGUGGUCAAGAAGAUGAUCAUUAUGAACAUGGCUGGAAAGGAUUCGAGGCGAAACCCAAGGCAUUUCCUAAUGGACUAAAAGACACAGUCUCUCGCAUUCGUUCAUCACACCCGACCAUUGAGAACAUAAUUGUCUGGCAUGCUCUACUGGGUUACUGGGGAGGAAUUUCUCCCGAUGGCGGCCUUGCAAAAUCUUACAAAACGGUACAGGUUGACCGAAAAGACUUUAAAAGAGAAGGAACCAUGACAGUUAUCGCGAAGGAAGAUGUCGCGAAAUUCUACGAUGACUUCUAUCGAUUCUUGUCGAAUUGUGGAGUUGACGGCGUCAAGACAGACGUCCAAUCCAUGAUAGACACUUGGGUAAAUUCUAAGCCACGCCGGGAACUCACUGAAACAUAUCUUGACAGCUGGAUGAUAUCGAUUCUGAGACAUUUCGGUCUGAGAGCUAUUUCGUGUAUGUCCCAAGCACCUCAACUCCUAUUUCGCCAGCAGCUGCCACGGAAUAGGUCACCGCUAAUUGUGCGAAACUCUGAUGAUUUUUUCCCUGAUAUCGGUUUCUCGCACCCAUGGCACAUUUUCGCCAAUGCCCACAUUACUCUACUCACUCAACAUCUAAAUGUCUUGCCGGAUUGGGAUAUGUUUCAAACCGAUCACAAGACUGGGGGGUUUCAUGCUGCUGCGCGGUGUCUAAGCGGAGGGCCAAUCUACAUCACCGAUAUCCCGGGAAAGCACGAUAUCGAUCUCAUCAAUCAGAUGACAGGGAAGACGCCUCGAGGGAAGACCGUCAUAUUUAGACCUAGUGUGCUAGGGAAAAGCAUCGAUCCCUACACAAGCUAUCACGAACCUGUCGUCCUAAAAAUUGGGAGCUUCCACGGGCGAGCCGGAACAGGAACCCCGAUGCUUGGCGUCUUCAAUAUCUCCUUCCGACCCUUAAGAGAAAUCAUCGCGCUCACGAACUUCCCCGGCAUUGACCCUUCGCUGGAGUAUGUUGUACGAACUCACCGCAGCGGGUUCGUCACGCCUACCCUUAAACCUAAUAGACCUACUGCCGAUUUUGGGAUAUCGUUAGAUGUUCGGGAGUAUGAUAUCCUUACAGCAUUUCCAGUAACGCAGUUCAACAGCGAGACGAACGGCAAGAUCUACAUCGCUAAUUUGGGGCUGGUCGGGAAAAUGACGGGGGCCGCCGCCAUCACAUCGUAUCAAUUCGAACUGCAUCAUACUGACAAAGCGUUCUUGGAUACGCGACUUAAAGCUUUGGGAGUUCUCGGAUUAUAUAUCUCGAGUCUGCCUGACAUGUCAAUCGAGAGGGACUUCAUGGCGACCAUUCAGGGAGAGCCCAUUCCUCCCCACACAGUUACUAUCAAUGCGGAUAGUGAUCGCGUAUUGAACAUCGACAUCGAAAAAGCUUGGAAGGAAAUGGGUCUCGAAGCCGGUUGGGCUAACGAAGUUGAAGUCAAGGUUUACUUGGACAUCGAGUACCCCUAGUUGGGUAUGAAUGAGAAAUGGAUAUGAGACACGUAUUAUUGGGAUGGGACUUGGUUUGGAUGGCAUAACGACUAUGACGAGAAUGAUGACUACAAAUUUGGAAUACACUUCACGAUAAAUUGGAAUAUUAAAUUCAGCAAAAUAAGCUAGUUGGCUACGGAAC
Annulohypoxylon maeteangense is the source of this 2991-nucleotide messenger RNA. RefSeq names its product glycoside hydrolase family 36 protein. Lineage: Eukaryota; Fungi; Ascomycota; Sordariomycetes; Xylariales; Hypoxylaceae. Bases 234 to 2828 code for a protein of 864 amino acids. The record is from RefSeq and is a predicted model, not a curated record. The transcript is spliced from 5 exons.